GAGGGCAAGAUUUAUGCUUGACACUUAAAAGAUGAAGCAAAACUCUCUUGUGAGUUUAUGAAUGUGUGCUGGUUCGUUUUCAGAGGAGAAUCAUGUAAUACGUCAUUUUUUAUUCCACUCACCGCAACAUUCGUAUCGUAAAUUGUGGGUAAACUGUGACUUCCGGAGUAUAAAUACCUCUCCAGUGGUGUUUUUGUGUUCAAGUCAGAAUGAGGUCACUGUCCCUUUAAGAAGCAUCCUGCUCGACUGUGUGACUCCUGUUAACUGGGAGCACUGGGCUGCAAAUGCUGGUGUACGGUGAGCACAGACAGUAGGAAUAUCACUAGAUCACAGAUCAACACAUGGCUGUUACAUCACACGUAUGUCUGUUGAAUGAAGAUUAAUCAUUGUUUUCAGUCUGGAUGGGCUUAGUCCCGCCUUGGUUAAGUCCAGCGGAGCACAGGGUUGAGCUCCAUCAUGGAUCAGCUUGACAAGCCGAGCUUUGAUAACUUAAUCUUCUACAUCACCGUACCACUGUCUUCAAUCAUCAUCCUGGCCAACCUCUUCAUCAUAGUGGGCAUAGCCUGCAACCGUCAGCUACACAACACCCCAAAUUACUUCUUCCUGAGCCUGCUGGUGGCCGAUCUGUGCACCGGCAUCGCCCUGCCGUUCAUUCCACGCAUGGCCCUCGACCGGCUGCUGGAUUUCAAGAGCUGUUUGCUGAUGUACAUAUUGCCCAAUUUUUUAUUUCUGUCCUUCCUCUUUAAUCUAGUCAUGGUGCAUUACGAGCGCUACCUGUGUGUCGUCAGUCCUUUGCACCACAGCCAGUUCUGGGUCCAUCGCUGCUUCCCCGUGGCCUUGCUGAUCGUCUGGCUCCCACCGUUGCUGUACGCAUCACUUCCUGCCUUCGGAUGGAACAACUGGGUGGACCCCAAAGGCAACAAGAGCUCGGACGUCAACGAGUCUUUUGUGAGAUCCUACACAUCUGGGAACUACUCCGGGACGGAUGAGCUUUGCUCCUACAGGCAGGUGUUUCCCGAGGUGUUUAUUUACUUGGAAGUGUACGGGCUGGUGCUGCCCGCCAUGCUGUCCAUCGGCGGAAUGACGGGCCGGGUGUUGUGGAUCGCGCGCAAACAGGUGAAGAACAUUUGUAAGCUUCAGCGCGCCGUGGACCGUCUACAGCAGCAGUCGGACCACGAGCAGCAGCUCAACCUGCGCUACGCCAAAUGCGUGGCCGCCGUGUCCCUCACGUUCCUGGUGUGUUGGGUUCCGUACAUCAUCUAUCAGCUGAUGUCCGUGACGGCGCUGCAGAGCGGCGUGAGCACGUCCAGUUCCUCCUUAUACAUCAUCAUGUCCUGUACGGGCAUCGGCAGCAUGGCCAUCGUUCCACUCAUACUGGGGCUGGCGAAUAAGCAGUACACAGAGCCCGUCAGCAGAGUCAUGCGUAAGCUGAGAAACCGAUGUAGAGCUGGACAGAACAGCAGAGAUAUUACUCUUUGAUGAGCCGAAAGAUGUUUCAAUUAAAUGUGUCAAUGACUUUAAACUCAACAGUUCUGUGGUGCAUAAAAUGCUUUAUGAAGUAUAAGAACAAAACACUUUCUGUUCUAUCUGUUUAAUCUGUCUGUCAGUCCGUAUUACUCUAUUUCUGCCUGUCUGUCUGUCUGUCUGCAUGUCUGUCUGUCUCUCUAUAAUCUUUCUGUCUACUCAGUCUGUCUGUCUGUCUAUUCUGUCUGUCUGUCUGUCUACUCUUUCUGUUUUUCUACUCUGUCUGUCUACUCUGUCUGUCUGUCUGUCUGUCUACUCUGUCUGUCUACUUUGUCUGUCUGUCUGUCUACUCUGUCUGUCUGUCUGUCUACUCUGUCUAUCUACUCUGUCUGUCUGUCUGUCUGUCUGUCUAUAUAUCUAUCUGAAUUUCUCACUCUCUGUCUGUCUGUCUGUCUACUCUGUCUGUCUGUCUACUCUGUCUGUCUAUCUAUAUAUCUAUCUGAAUUUCUCACUCUCUGUCUGUCUGUCUGUCUGUCUGUCUGUCUGUCUGAAUUUCUCACUCUCUGUCUGUCUGUCUGUCUGUCUGUCUGUCGAUCUAUCUGGAUUUCUCUCUCUCUGUCUGUCUGUUUGUCUUUUUUAUCUUUCUCUAGUCUAUCUGUCUAUUUAUCUGUCUCUCUGCCUGUCUAUCUUUGUAUCUUGUCCAGCCAUCUGAUCUGAUUUUUUAGUCCAAUCAUGCAGUCCAAUCAAGGGCUUUAAUGUUAAAUAACCCAAUCUGUAAUUUAUGCAAAAAAAGAUUAAGUCCAUUAGAAGGUGAAAAGCAUCAUGGUUAGAGAUUUAGAACGAGGGAAAUUACACAGGGAAAUCUAGCAGACUAUGAUGUGUUAUCUUACAAAACAUGUCACAGUGUAUUACUCAUACUGUAAACAUUUAUAAAACAUUUUACAAUGAGACAUACUUUUCACGUCAAGAAGAGCUUGUAGUCAUAAAUGAACAAAUAUGGAACAUUUUAAUAGACAAAUGAGAGGCAAAAAACUGAUGUAUAAGUGUUUUCCAAAAUAGCUGUAUAAAUAUUCCCAGAAAGUGUCUGUCCACUGACAAACCCAUUAAUCCCAAUGGAAGUCUGGAGAAUGUGUGUUUCAGUCAGUGUGCGCCAAACACAAAGAGGUCAAAUUUGAAUAGUGACUAAACAAUAGAAAAAGACAAAUGAAGAUGCCUUUAUAGUUUGUGUUAGAUGUUGCGAAACUAUGAAAUAUGCUGUGUACCUUGUGAACAUUUCAGUAACGUUACUACAAACAUUGUCGACUGCACUCGAAUGUUGAUCAUUACUCAAAUACACAUUUAUAUAAAGAUAAAAGUGUGUCAUAGUGGUUUUAGUUUGGGUUUGCAUUCUACAGAGAAAUUCUGUGACUCGUUGUUCCCUAAUGGUUUGAAGCUAAACAAGGUCAAGAGUAUGAAAACUGCAGUACACACACACAAAUUCAUCUGUUGCACAUUCUUCCUCUUCUUGUUUCUCACAGAAGAGCGAAGAGUUAUGACAGAGUUAUGAUGUAUGAACUUUUAAAAUAGCUGGCAAAUUAUGUUGGGUUUUUUCGACGUUCAUCAUUUUGACUUUCAAGUUGUGCCUAUAGCUCAAAUGCAUAAUCUACAACAUGCUAGAACCACCAACAAUUGCCUUGCAAUGUCCUAGUAACCGCCCAGAACACAUUAGCAACUCCCUAGCAACCAUUCUGAACAUGCAUUGUGACAGAGAGUUUUGAAUGAGCAAGCACCUGUUACAUUUUCAUCAGAAAAUCGUGUUAAUCAUUAAUAGUUUGGGAUAAAUGCAAAAGUUAAGUACACAGACAGUUUUGUUAACAGCUUUUUGCCGUGGCUCAGUUUUAUCAAGAGUGAUGUUUCAAAUAUUGUGCAAAACUUACACAAUAUGGUCACUCCAUGUAUUAUGUAAUUGGUGCAAAUAUUGUAAGUUUCAAAACAAGAAGUUAAGAUUGAAGCGAAUGUCAUUCACAUUUGUAUUAAUGUUGUGCAACUUUAUUUAAACGUAGUAUUGGGGCAAGUUAAGGUUGAGUAUUAGAUUGUAUUAUUUUAUAUUGUUGCAGCAUAAAAGGAGACAGAUGAAGGUAGAUGGAAGUGGCAUGAGAAGAAUCUCAGUCAAGGUGAGGCAGCGCUAAAUGGGUAUGGUUCAGGUAAGAAAUAAAUGUUGGGAUAGAUUCAGUAUUGGGGUGCAAUAAGACUUGGAUGUUCUUGAGAUUCACCUGUGAAAUAGAAUUGCUCCCAUUCAUCAAUUGGCAACUGUAAUAACCCAUUAGAGAGUAAAAGCCAAAAUCCAGGUGCAGCUUCAUAACCCGUCCGACUGAACCGGGCCUUAUAUUGUGCCUUCAUUUUAAAAUCCACUUCUAUAAAUACGAUGUUUCUGGUGCCAAUGAUAUUGCAGCAGUAAAUCAGAACUUUACAUCAUAAUAUUGUUCUCGGACCUCGACAAUUUUUUACUUAAAAUGUAACUAGACCAAUAUCAAAUAUACUGGACCAAACUCAUUUUUUACCCUUUAUUUGGCUCUUCAUCUUCUCUAACUGCUUUACUGGCUGUCAGGAUGUUGUUUAUCUCUAUAUUCGUUUUGGUCUCCAUGGCCAAGACAUUGAUGUUCAGCAGAUCUUCUGAAUCAAAAAGGGACGAGAUAUUCUUAAUUUAUUUAUAAAUACAGAGUUUCCUAUUAAAACCUAUUAAAAGACUUAAUAAAAGAAAAGUCAAUCUGUUUACAAAACAUGGACUUUAAUCCUUGUAAUGCAUGACUUUAAAAACAAAACAUUAUAAAAUAGAAUGCCUUAAAAAUUACAGGAACAGAUUUGUUAUGUGUCAUGUUUUUAACAUGUUUAUUAUUUUAUGAUGUGUUUUGAAUGUGUGAAGAAAUUGCUUUGUGAAGAAUAAUAAAGCUAUAAACGUAAAUGAUUGCUUUCA
Molecule: messenger RNA, 4417 nt
Organism: Triplophysa dalaica
Lineage: Eukaryota; Metazoa; Chordata; Actinopteri; Cypriniformes; Nemacheilidae
Gene: gpbar1
Product: G protein-coupled bile acid receptor 1
Exons: 2
Coding region: 457-1479 (340 amino acids)
Biological process (GO): G protein-coupled receptor signaling pathway
Cellular component (GO): membrane
Molecular function (GO): G protein-coupled receptor activity
Source: RefSeq, a predicted model, not a curated record